This is a messenger RNA of Geosmithia morbida, 1044 nucleotides long. Its product is annotated as alpha/beta hydrolase fold. The transcript has a single exon. Lineage: Eukaryota; Fungi; Ascomycota; Sordariomycetes; Hypocreales; Bionectriaceae. The record is from RefSeq and is a predicted model, not a curated record. Gene Ontology annotation, molecular function: hydrolase activity. The coding region runs from base 1 to 1044 and encodes 347 amino acids.
AUGAGCGCGGACAGGUUGAAACCCAACGACCCAAGGGUCAGGUACGAGACGACCACCCUCCGCGGCAAGACGUAUAGCUACAUCCUCGGCGAGGGCGACGACGUGUCCAAGGGCACGAUCCUCCUCAUCCACGGCUUCCCGGACAUCGCGUUCGGCUGGCGCUGCCAGAUCCCGCACCUCAUGUCCCUCGGGUACAGGGUGGUUGCGCCCGAGAUGCUAGGGUACGGCGGCACGGACGCGCCGGCAGACGAGUCGCAGUGGGCGCACCGGUCCGUGUCGGCCGACAUGGCGGAGCUGGCCCGCAAGUUCGUCGGAUCGACGGGCCAGAUCGUCCUGGGCGGCCACGACUGGGGAGGUGCCCUGGUGUGGCGCAUGACUCUGUGGCACCCGGAGCUGAUCCGCGGCGUCUUCAGCGUGUGCACGCCCUUCCCGUUGCCACGCCAGGAGUUCGUCUCGCUCGAGAUGGCCCUCGACGCCGGGAAGCUCCCCAACUUCAGGUACCAGCUCCAGUUCAAGAGCGGCAAGCUGGAGGAGGAGCUCCGGACCCCCGAGCGCAUCGGCCAGUUUCUCAACGCCCUGUACGGCGGCCGCACCGACGACGGCCAGAUGGGCUUCAGCACAGACGAGGGCGCCAUCCUCGACAUGCUGCCCAAGCUCAACCAGUCACCCCUCGUGUCGAGGGAAGAGCUCGACUUCAUCGUCGGGAGGUACGUGCUGCAGAAGGAGCCGCAGCUGCGUGGCCCCUGCAACUGGUACCGCACGGCCAAGUACAACUACGACGAUGAGCUGGAACUCUUUGCCAGGCGUGAGGCUGCCGGCGCGUCCGAUAAGCCCUGGAUCGAGGUUCCCGCCCUGUUUGUCGCCGCGUCCAGGGACUCGGCCCUGCCGCCCUCCAUGUCCGCUGGCAUGGAUGCCGCCUUUGCCGAUCUGACCCGUGCCGAGGUCGAGGCUUCGCAUUGGGCCCUUACUCAGGCUGCUGACGCUGUCAAUGCCGAGAUUACAAAGUUCAUCGCCAGGCUCGAGGAAUCAAAGGCUUCGCUGUAA